AAGCGGAAAAGGACAGCUUUACAAAACAAAUAAUCCCGAGAUCAAACGUUUACAGGAUAAACACAGCCAAACAGACUUUCUCAUCAACACAACAAUGCUCGCUUACUGCGGAAAGCGGCAGUUACAAAGUGUAAUGGGAAUGGAAAAAAAUUUAGUAGCAAUUAACAUGGCACCCCCAACAGGAGAUUUUGAGAAAUUCGAUCCCAAUGCGACGGUAGAGAACGAGAGGAAAACCAGCAGUAAUACAACAAAUGCACAGGUCAAACAGGUUGCCUCAACAAUAAAAGCAGAAAUUGAAGCCGCAGCCCAUGUCCAAUACACCAGAGACAUAGCAUUAGACUACGAGAAUAGACUGGCAAGAGAAAUUCGUCGGUUACAAUGUGAAAACCGUAAAAUGAACCAUCACAGCGCAAUCGUAAGCGCUCAGUACAAUGGCUGGUUAGCAGCUACUCACAUGCAACUUCCAAAAUGUUCAAAAUUAGUAGCCAACGGUGCCCAAGCUUCAGUCUUACAAUGUAGAGAACAAAAUGUAACCUUCCACACAGAAUUUACAAAAUGUGGUCCUCAACCACGUUAUCUCAAUUUUACAAUUGCAUUCGAAGGUUGGGAGCUCGUACCCUUCACCGACUGCUAUUGGUAUUCAAAUUUUGUAAAUUUGAACGGGAAAACUCACGCUCACAAAAAUGGGGAAUGGAUUCCGGUGUUUGCCAACAUCCAAGUUCAAGGUAGAAAACUCAUUGAAACAGAGAAAUUCGAAGCCGACAAUACUCUAGCAACCCUCCUGCAAAUGCACCCAGCAAUUCAAAAUAGCCCUUUGAGUUAUGCGUCGGUAAUGGCUGACAUUCUCGCCACCAUUGAUGAGCAUCACUCAGAAGACAACACAAAAGAACUUCUCACUUCCAAUGUCCUAAUUCACCAUAGCUAUGCCCCUCACGUAGAUUUUGUAGCUGAAAUGGGGUGUUGGAUAAAACAUUUUGGAGUCGUUUCAGGCUUUGGGAUGAUUUCAGCAUUCGCUGUAAGAUUUUGUGGUAUCGGGUCCCUCCAACUCACCUUCCCAAUCAUGUCAAAAAUAUUUCAACUCAACUGCUUCAACAAAACACCACCAGCCAUUACUGCAACAGCCACACCACCACCUAUCCAAAUCAUUAUGCCUCCUACCAGUCCAUAUUCAACCCAAUCCACAGCCUCAGAGCGAUCGACAGAGCCCCCACGGAGAAAGAAGAGGCAGCGAAACCGCCAAAGCCCUAAUCAGCCAGAAGCCGAAUCAUUCCUCCAAGAAAAUCGAAUCAAUCCUCGCACAUAA
Messenger RNA from Daphnia magna, 1303 nucleotides. RefSeq lists its product as uncharacterized. NCBI's taxonomy places the organism in Eukaryota, Metazoa, Arthropoda, Branchiopoda, Diplostraca, Daphniidae. The record is from RefSeq and is a predicted model, not a curated record.